AUGCGGCCACUGAGAGCCGCAGGCGUCCCUUGCAGAAGUGCAACGAUUGCCUGCUUUCACACUACAGCGCCGUCGCUGGCGCGGCUACAACGGCCGCGUGUUCACGAAAAGAAGAGGCCGGCAGAACCGAUAGUUCCAUUCUCAUGGCGGCCCUUCGAGGUGCCAGAGGUGGUUCUCGACCUGGACAGUUGGGACAACCCAAUCGCACGGCCGUACGACAAAGAUGAGAUGCAAUCGCAGAGGAAGAAAUGGGAGCAGAACUCCAUUGUCGACGCCACAUGGCAACGGAUCAAGCACUUUCAGUAUAAACGCCAGCGCGAUAGCGAAAAGUUCGCCAAGGUCAGCGUCAGCCAUCCCUGGUACCAGCAUUGGCAGGUCACAGAUCUUGACAUCAUGACGGCCGCUCUGAAAGGCGACUCGCGAGUCGGUCCGCAAAUGCAGAAUCGCAUACCAGGGGAAAGGCUGCAUCAGGAUGAUGCUUGGAGUAAUCUGAAGUCGGUUGCCUCGAAGAACGCAAUUCCAUUGACCACGCUUCAAGACGAUGAAAACUUUUUGAGCUGGUUGCUCCAACGAAGGCCCACCACGUCUUCUUUACCACCGAAGCGCCAACGGGAAAUUCGAGCAUUUAUUCGACGGUUGGAAGAUCUCCAGAGCCUGAAGCGCUACCUGCAGUUUCUACUUCAGCACGGGGAGAAGGGGUUUCAGCUCAUUCACAACGCGGAUCAGGAUAUCACUUUUGUGUUAUCUCGGCUCCUCACCAAACCUCCCAGGUUACGGCCCUUCGUCGACCUCCUUCCCUUUAUCAACAGCAUCUUUACUCUCCAGAGACAGCACGGUUUACCUGUCAGCCCGGGUCUCUGUGGUCUCUGCUUGAUCAUCUCGGCCAAGGCAUUUCAGCCACUGGCAGUGUCGAGAUAUCUCAAGCUUGGGCUCAAAGAGGGUCACUGGGUUGGAGAGGGCUCAUCUGCUUCCGAUGUCAAGACUGCAGUCGAGGCGCUUGUGCGAUGCUGGGACGAUAGGAGGCGCUUCCCAGAUGUGGAGCGUUCUGGAGAGGUUAUUCGCCGUCUCCUGGGAGAGGGCUCGCGGGAGGACAGCGCGGCCUCCUUCAAGGUCGUUGAGCAGCACCAUCCGGAGGACGAAGGGUUGAAAGAACAGUUACGGGAGUUGUUACAUCGCGUUACUUCCGCCCCCGAAAUACCCCCCGUCCAUAAAUAA
Molecule: messenger RNA, 1215 nt
Organism: Colletotrichum acutatum
Lineage: Eukaryota; Fungi; Ascomycota; Sordariomycetes; Glomerellales; Glomerellaceae
Exons: 1
Coding region: 1-1215 (404 amino acids)
Source: RefSeq, a predicted model, not a curated record